UGAUUUUGAACGGAACGACUUUCCGUAGUUGUAGUAAACAUGGCGUCCGACAGCGACAGCGACGGAGAUUUUGUUACUUUUGGAACCCCAUUAGAACCGCUAGAAGAAGAUGAGCCUCUGAGGAAGCCUGUCCCGUUGCACGAGCAGACCGUGAAGGAUGAGAAGGGCCGCUACCAGAGGUUCCACGGAGCCUUCACUGGGGGAUUCUCUGCUGGGUACUUCAACACCGUGGGCACCAAAGAAGGGUGGACUCCAGCAACCUUUGUUUCAUCCAGACAGCAGAAAGCAGGCAGACAGAAUGCCAGGCCAGAGGACUUCAUGGAUGAGGAGGAUCUGGGGGACCACGGCAUCGCCCCCAGACAAAUCACCACUACAGCUGACUUCGCCUCUGGCAGGAAGGAUGUGAUCAGGGACAAGGCCAGAGCCAUCACCUCUCUUUCAGCUCCUAUCCCAGGGGACACCGUCCUGGAAGACUUGGUGGCUCCAGCUAGGUCCUCCAUGGGGGUGGAGUUACUGAGGAAGAUGGGCUGGAAGGACGGCCAGGGGGUUGGGCCCAGGGUGAAGAGGAGGCUGUGUAAGCAGAGAGCAGAUUCUGCAACAAGGGCGUUCGGCUCGGCCUCGCCUCCCAACGGUUCAUCGGGAUCACAGGAUGAGGAGGACGGAGAGUUCGUCCCUGAGAACGUGACCUUCGCUCCUAAAGACGUGACUCCUAUAGACUUCACCCCUAAAGUGGACCUCCACGGCCUGGGCUACCGGGGUCUGAACCCCCUGGCGGCCCUGAGGGGGGGUCCGGGCGCGGGACACAUCAACCUGUUCACCGUGGACUCAGACAGGACCAACAGCCUGUUUGGAGAGGACAGGAAGGGACAAAGACGCAGAGGAGGAGUGGCAGGACAGGGGUUUGGUGUGGGUGCGAUGGAGGACGAUGACGAGGACAUCUACCACAGAGACAUCAUGUCUAACUACGACACGGUGCUGGGAGGGGAGGAGCCUGGCGACGGACUGUACGGAUGGACCGCCCCCCAGCAGUACAACAGGAAGAAGAAAGACCACAGUAAAGACGCUGCUUAUCUGGGUAAAAUCCUAGAAGGAUUCACCCUGGCCUCCGAUAAGCUGGAGACCAAAACAAUCUUUCCUCCUCCCAACCUGCCCAGAGACUUCAGGCCGGUCCACUACUUCCGUCCAGUGGUGGACCUGUCCAGCGUCAGCCCCAUGGUAGCCCAGGCCCUGCAGACGUCUCGAGGACACAUGGCCCAGGAAGAGCCCUCUAAGGGGGGUCGUCACCAGCUGGACUCUGCCCAGAGGAGGGAGCUGCUGGGGGAGGCUACACUGCAAGGUCCCAGCUCUGUGUUUGACCUGUUCAGUGUUCUAGGAUCUUGUCAGAUCACCGAGUCUCUGUUGAAUCCAUCCAGGUUCGCCCCCCACGCAGAGCAGCAGCAGGAAGCUCUGAGUGUGUGGAGCGGCCCUACGGCUCAGGCCCAGACAGGACAGACCUUCAAACCCUUUGAGAGGACCCCUCAUAAACAGGCCCGAUACGACCUCUACAUAGACCAGCUCAAACAGGGAGACCGAGAUGCCCUGGAGUUGAGCUUGGACCCCACCAUGACAGAGUGGGAAAGAGGGAGAGAGAGGGAUGAGUUUGUCCGUGCUGCUCUCCUCUACAAGCCCAGCAGCUCCUCUCUGUCUUGUCGCUUCACCAGAGGGAAACAGGAUGACGCUGUGGAGGCAAACACUGUGGAGGUGACACGAGAUCUGGAGAAUGAUGUGGAUGACAAGCAGGCAGCCGUGAAGAUGAAGAUGUUUGGAAAACUGACCAGAGACACGUUUGAAUGGCACCCUGACAAUCUGCUCUGCAAGAGGUUCAACGUACCUGACCCCUAUCCUGGGUCAGGGUUUGUGGGAAUGCCCAAAGUGAAGAGAGACAAGUUCUCUGUGUUUAACUUCCUGACUGUAUCAGAGAGUCCAACAGCUAGUGCUUCUCCCGCUCCACAAGGUGUGAAGGCCUCUGAGCCAGGGAAGAGGUCCAGGUGGGAUGUGUCUGGCCAGGCUGGGGACAAGGAGAGGAAGGAGAAGGAUCCGGUCAGUGAGUUCCUCAGUGUGGCUCGUAUUGAAGCCUCUGGGUCAGGACCAGAAGCCUCUACUACUGAUGGCCCUACAACGGAUCCUACUGUAGAGGUACUGGUACCAUCCUACUACAUAACCCACUUUCAUCAGAAUGAUGGGAAGUCUUCUGAUGGUUUUCUUCUGAAGGAGAAUGAUGGGAGGAUGGAGGAGGAGAAGGAGGAAGGUGUUCUGGGUAGUGGCAAGGCUGGGACUGGUCCUCAGAUAUCUAACCAGUUGAAUGUCAACACAACCCAGCCUGGUCCUCCUGUGUCGACUACACCCAGCCAGCACCCAGACUUUGUGUUCAAAACGCCCAGUGGUCCUGCUGCUGCCCCUCCCCCUCGGGACCAGGAAAUGGAAGAGGAGGAGUUCGGACCUCGGCUGCCUCCUCCUUCCUCUACAUUGACAGCGGAGGGCUGUCCGUCCCUGACUCCCUCUGCUAAGGACGACAAACACAAGAAGAAGUGUAAGGAGAAGCACAAAGCCAAGAAACACGGCAAGCACAAGAAGGACAAGAAGCAGAAGAAGAAGCACAAGAGGCACAAGCACAAAGGCAAGCAGAAGAAGAGCAGUAAGAAGGAGGAGUCAUCAGACAGCAGCUCAGAGGGGAGUGACGGGAACAGCCAGGAGGACGGAGAGGAGGGGGGAGGCGUUUCAACAGAAGAGCUGCUCAGAAGGUUGAAGGGCAUCCGUGGGAAGAAGCUGCAGUGAAUCUGUGACCCGACAGACAACAGGAUGUCCUCUAUGAGGACAGAUAUCUGGAGACGGGAGUCAGGAACCAUUCUGUAUGAAUUCCAAUAGCCCUGUAGUUAUGCUGAUGAAAGAGGUUCUUACUUUACAUUUUAAAUUGUAAUUCUCAUGAGAUGUGAGUUUUUUUUUUUGCUGAUCGAUGUCUCGGGCUGAUAUGUGGAGAGGUCUUGAAUUGUUGCUAUCGUCUGUUAAUCAAUAAAAAAGGAGAUUUCUUGUUGUUGUAAUCUA
Messenger RNA from Oncorhynchus nerka (sockeye salmon), 3081 nucleotides. RefSeq names its product G patch domain containing 1 (gene gpatch1). Gene Ontology annotation, molecular function: RNA binding. Gene Ontology annotation, biological process: mRNA processing. Bases 40 to 2814 code for a protein of 924 amino acids. The transcript is spliced from 22 exons. Lineage: Eukaryota; Metazoa; Chordata; Actinopteri; Salmoniformes; Salmonidae. The record is from RefSeq and is a predicted model, not a curated record. Gene Ontology annotation, cellular component: nucleus.